AUGGAUGAUCCAACUGUUAAUUGGGAUCAAGCAAUAUAUGAAGAAAUUAAAGAUAAGCUUUCAUCUGAUUUUAAAAAUUGUGGAUUUAAACCUGGUGAAGAUACAGUAUUUAUACCUUGUAGUGGAAUGAGUGGAGCUUUUCUUAAAGAACAUCCUGGAGAACAAUUUGUACCUUGGUAUAAAGGACCAACAUUUAUUGAAUAUUUAGACAGCUUACCAUCAUUUAAUCGAAGAAGUGUUGAUGGUCCUCUUCGAAUACCAAUUGUUCAUAGUUAUAUAAAAAUGGGUGUAAUUGUAAUGAGAAAAAUCGAAUCUGGAUGUUGUCGAGUAGGUGAUAAAUGUAUAAUAAUGCCAAAUCGAACUCAAGUUGAAGUAACAAAUAUUUAUUAUGAUGAAGAUAUUGAAAGAGAUUCAUGUGUUUGUGAAGAAAAUGUUCGAUUAAAAUUGAAGAAUGUUGAAGAAGAAAAAAUCUCACCUGGAUUCAUGAUUUGUGAUGCUGAACAAGAACCAUGUGGUGUUGGAAGAGUAUUUGAUGCACAAAUAAUGUUAACUAAUUAUUAUCCUAUCAUCUGUUCUGGUUUUUGUGCUCUUCUUUAUAUUAAUGAAGCUAUUUUUGACGUUCAAUUGCAAAAACUAAUUUUAAUACGUGAUCAAUAUACAAAUAAAAUAAUUCAAGAACGUCCACGUUAUAUUAAACAAGAUCAGGUUGCAAUUGCAAGAUUUGAAUUAACUCAAUCAGGUCAAACUAGGGGUGUCAGCUUCGGGUUCCGUUCCUAG
Molecule: messenger RNA, 777 nt
Organism: Rotaria sordida
Lineage: Eukaryota; Metazoa; Rotifera; Eurotatoria; Philodinida; Philodinidae
Source: the annotation of a GenBank genome assembly